CGUCACCAACGGUGGCAAAACCACCUUGACCAACAGAAUCAUCAAGGCGCUCCCCAACUGCUGUGUGGUCCAUCAGGAUGACUUCUUCAAGUCACUGAUAGACCUAUUUGACAUACGCUACUACUUGGCAGUUCCAUACAAUGAAUGCAAAAGGAGGAGAAGUACAAGCAACUACACUGUUCCUGACCCACCGGGUCUCUUUGAUGGACACGUCUGGCCCAUGUACUUAAAACACAGGAAAGAAAUGGAGGACAGCGGCGUUGAUGUUGUUUAUUUAGAUGGAGCUGACACCUCGGCAUGGAGAGAUGCCGACUGUGAAGUUGGCUCGUUGGUGACCGUCUAUGGAUGCAUCUCUGCCCGCCUCAACAGGGCCACGGCUUGGGGAGAGAUCACGAGGACCAGCGGGAGCCAAACCAGCACGUCCAGCUGUGAGGCCGAUAUCGGCGGGGAAGUCAGGAGGAGACUGCAGGAGCUAAACGCGCAGGCUGAGCAAAGGGAGAUUCAGGGCGACGCUGGGUCUAAAGAGACGCUCAAGGUGACGACAGAGGUGGCAGACAAGAAUUACACAAUUAAGCCGCCCACACCGCAGAGGCCCCCGCCGGUGCCCGGGUGGACUCUGGAGCACCCACGGAGCCAUCCCGCGCUGUGGUCAACUCCGAACCCGCCACGAACCCGCCUGCGCAUGUUUGUCACCAUCCUCCCGCCCAAGAUCAGCUAA
This is a messenger RNA of Fulmarus glacialis (Northern fulmar), 718 nucleotides long. RefSeq lists its product as uncharacterized. The transcript is spliced from 5 exons. The record is from RefSeq and is a predicted model, not a curated record. The annotation marks the transcript as partial. NCBI's taxonomy places the organism in Eukaryota, Metazoa, Chordata, Aves, Procellariiformes, Procellariidae.